Moneuplotes crassus is the source of this 1349-nucleotide messenger RNA. NCBI's taxonomy places the organism in Eukaryota, Ciliophora, Spirotrichea, Euplotida, Euplotidae. The record is from the annotation of a GenBank genome assembly.
AGAAGAAAUGAAGCGAAACUAUUCCAGCUUUUUACUUAAAGGAAGUAUGCUAUCCUUGCCUACAAUUGAUAAGAUUAAAGAGAGGGUAAAAUCUAGGAAAAGAGUGUCAUCACAGCCAAAAUGAAGCAUAAAAAUUGAAAAGAAAUAAAUUUGACAAAUCUACACAAAUCUCGAAACCUUCUCUUCUUGAACCAAGGGAAUUCCAGCUUCUAUCUGAAGGCAGAAGACCCAACACAAAAAUCUCUCUCGAUGUAUGAAUCAGCUACAUUUUUAGAAGAUUCAGACCGGAGAAAGGACAGAUGGAAAGCCACUUUUCAAUUACUGAUUAACUCUAAUGCAAGAGGUUCCAAGUCUUGAGUAUAAAAUCAAAGCUCAGAAGUUAUCAAACCAGCUUACUGAAGAUAGAAAUAAAGAUCCAACAUCUAUCAAAACCCCGACAACUAGUAGAAAUUCCUUUAUCCCAAAACAGCCUUUUAGAAAAAGUUUUUAUAACGGAAAGCGGAGGGAGAGGAAGAGCAAGCAUGGUUAUCAACUUCCUCAACUAAAUAUGCCUUCUCAUAAACAUUCUAGAAAUUAUCAUGAGAAUGAGUUUACCUCCAAUAAGGAGAAGAUACCAGCAAAUCUUUCUUUAGGGAAUUUUAAUCAUGACUCUAAGAAAAGUGAUGCUUCGAAUAAAAAUGGCAAGAAAGAGACAGUAUUUUCUCUAGCAGAGAGGUAUAAGGCCAUUAUAGCCCCUUCUGAUGGUAAAAAGAGGCCUGAUCCUGGGUCCCGAAACACUCUUCUGAAAAAUAUAACCCCUGAAAAAGUCUUAAAGGCAUGCAAAAGUCAAAUUUCAUCACUGAAACUUCUUAGAAAGAAUACUCCUGCUGAAAUAUACAAAUAAGGCUUUCUCUCCCUCUAGAAUGUUUAUCAGGAAGGACUCAAAUUCCUCAAAAAUGAAAGAAAAGGAAGUUAUUCUCAAUUUUAUCACGCUUAAUUCACAAUUUCACAACCAUGCAAGUGAGGUAAGCCAUAACUUAGCUCAAGAUAAAAGCUGCUGGGGUUAAAAGGAGCUACAUAUAUAAGAAUUUGAUGACUUUCUCAACUAAAAUUAUAUUCAUUUUUAUCCCUUAACACUCUGAUCUAAAGCUUAAAAUAAGAAGCUUGCCCUGAAUAGGAUUUCAGAUGACCAGUGUACAUAAAAUUGUGGACUUAUACAUCUUGGGGGACCUACAAGUGUAUCUUGGAACAUCUUUAGUUAGUAAUCGUUUAGACCUACUCAUCCUUUUUAACUACCAAUUGUUUUCUACUGAAAGUCUCCAAUUUUGCUUAAGAAUCUCAAGGGAUUAAUUAAACUUCCUCGAUCUUUC